AAUGAAGAAAAGAAGGAUUUUUAAACAUUGAGUUAGACAGCGAGGGAAAUAGAGAUAGCGGUCUCGGAGUAAAGCUACAAGAACUACUACAACUACAAUUAAAAACCCAUCAUGGCACCUUCUCUUAGUUCGACAAACAAGAUGAGAAGGUUCUUGCUUCUGGUUGCGCACCUUGGUGCUGUGAGUGGUAUGAUAGUGCUGCCAUUCUGUGUAUCGAAGUCUAGCGAUUCUGUGGAUGCGAAUGUUGAUCCUGAUCAGCCAGAGCGCCAGAUUAUCUGGCAACAAGCAGCUCAAGCUCAACAAAGGCCAAUGCCCCAGGGUGGAAUGUUUCAAGGUGCUGGUAACGGUGCUGGAGGUGCGGGUGGUGGUGCACAACAACGAGUUAAGACUGUAGAACUAGCAUGAUCUUCCAUGAUAUACCAGAAAUGUUGUAGUAUUUUUUCAAAAAUAGAUGCUAUGGAUUUCUCCAUCUGAAACAAGGUGGGUACUAUUCCUACUUUGUUGAUUGAUGAUUAUUUCGAGGAAUAUCAUCUCAUGAGGAUCCGCCCUGCUAAUAAGUACACGAACCUCGUCUCCACGAGCCUUACCCAAGUAAAAAUGAAAUCCCCUCACCCUCUAAUCCAAGAAGCGGAGCACGAGCGUUACCCCAGUGGAUCACGCGCAUGCCCAGGGACGCUGCCCGUCGUGUCGCGUCCAACCACCGUUCGGCGCCUGUUGGACGUGCGAAUCCGCUAACAAGCGUCGUCGACUUCACACCAGGACCCGAUGGAGCGGGCCAAAUGAUUGGAAAAGGGACAUUCGCUUAUGAAGUGAUAUGCCUGAUCUGCUUUGAGUUGAUUCUUCAUAACAGUUCUUGUAGUACUUACCCUCAAGCGAUGGAAGUAAAAGUAAAUGGACCACAACAACUCCCUCUAAUUUAGAGAGGUGCACGCUGGGCGACUGAAAGGGAUGAUGACGAGCAUGAUAAGCAGCAUCCAUCCAAACGGAGGAGGCAGCAACAUCGUGGCCGUGAAGCGAUUUCCUUAUCCGCAUAGUCCCGCUUUCCGUGCGAGACAGAAAGACAAAGCCGGCAGCCAUAGCCGGUACACGACAUGGAGGGACUAUUUGUUACGACUAAAAGAAUGCUGGACCAUGUUUAGUUUCGUCUACUAAGUGUUAAAUACUUGGUUGAGAAUAAUCAACUAGGAGACCAGCUGCGCUUGAGGAAAUCUUUUUUCUUGUAAAUGCUGAUAAUGGAGGUCUUCCGGAUAGCAAUGUUUUCUGACUGUCCGUCUAAAUUCCCUUUCGUUUCCUUGCAAUCCUGCUUACUCUAUAAUGAUAAUUUUGUUGCUCUCGGUUCUCAGAAAUGUUGUCCUUCUAAUUUCCCAUGGCGAUCAAAGAUUGAUUAUUGAUCACGCGCGUGAGGAAUGCGAAUGGGCCAAACGCUUACAAGAAGCUGCAAAAAGGAAGACAGCAGGUACUAGGAAAAAAAAAGACAAGUAGAAGUAGGAAAGAAAAAGACAGCAGGGAGUAGGACUAAGUGUCCGUAGUGGUCUAUUACCUUCGAAAUUUUGAAACAUCACUGAACAAGCAGAUUGACGUCACAAACAUCGACUCCAUUGUUUCUUGUAGACUUCUUCUUCUUGUUCUUUUUUCAUCCACGACAUCCAACAACAACGAACAGCCUGCCUUGUAGUUCUGUCUUGUGCUACUUGAAAGUGCAGGUCUUCAAGCUUUGAAGACCUAUUCUGGGUUAUUUCGAAACAGAGCAAGACAGGCAGUAGCAAGUCAAGUAAAACGAAGGAAACUGUGUACUAAACGAUAGAAUCUUAGAAUUUCUACAUCUACACUCAAGCUUAAACCACACACUCAACUAAGUACACUUACUAAAUUGAUACCCACCACCCAGCCGGCGGCAGUGAUAUGUCUGGGCAUUUUCCGCACUGUUUGCAGACUAACAUCGGAAACUUCGAGCUGCACCCUCAAGGUAAGUCCAUGCUCGGUGAUGUGGAAGCAGAUUGGCGUGAGAAAGGGGAUUUUCGCAUUCACCACCUGGCACCAGUUCCAAAAGACGUGGAUGAUGACCUCUACCUUGUGUUGGAAUACAAAGUUAAGAACCGGUAGUUAGGCUAGCUUAGGUCUCGCCGUGCACAGCUUGUUGUGGCUGUAGUUUUUUCCAAGGACCUCGACGUUCAGUUAGUAACUGCGCUAAUAAAGGGGCCCGGUUGCUCGACUUCUUGCGCAGACUGUACUCACAGCCACGUGCGCCCUCCUCGCCUCCGCGUGGGCAACUAGUUGUGAAGAUUCUCCGACAACUCGUUCGCAUCGUCGCUUUUCUUAAGGCAAGGCUUCGUUCAGUAUCGUGUAAGAUCCACCUCUAACCGCUCCCAUGUAGUGAUGACUCUCAACGCAUAAUAAUUAGCUGAUGGUCGAAUUACUUGAGUAGAACUAGCAUUUGUCUACAUGUCUACAAGGUCAUCACUGGACGAAUUACAACCAACACUAAUAAUAUUUAUCUGAGAUGAUCCAGCACCCCAACCUCUAACCUUCUCCGAGAAGACGUAGGCGCAGUUCACCAUGACUUGAAGGCGGAUAAUCUGGUUUUCGACGAGGUCGCUCAAAAGGUGGUCCUUAUCGACUUUGGGAGUAUGACCUCUGCGAAUAUGGAAAUGCGAAUGCAACCAGCAAUGGGGAAUCAGAUCACUUACGAAAUGGGGCUAUUGGAGGAAUUUCUAUGUAACAGCACAGGAAAAUGAACAGAUCACUUAAGACAGGCAGACAGAUAAGACGGUCUUCAUGAGUACUUAAGAUAGAUGGUGGGCUAUUGAAGGAAUUGUUCAGGGUGAUUUUCUUCUCAGUUUCACUUGUCAGAAGGAAACAGAGCCUAUCUGAGAGAAGGUGAUCUCUAUUAUGUAGUUCUCUAACUCACGGGUCCAUCUGCCCCUAUCGCAAUUGAUAGAGAUGAUAUUGUCGCAGUGAGUACUCAAACAUCGACCGCUCUGGAAGCAACGGCAGCUUAUGGCGCUCACGCAAUCGCAUUUGCGAACCGCGAAGCCGACGCUUGGACUCCUGGGUUUGCGCCUAAGGAAAAAGAGGAAGGCACAGAACGCGAAUUGAUGUUACGGUCAGCUUUUGUCGGAUAAACUGUCCUCUUUCUCAUCGGAUUUAUCGGAUAAUCCAUGAUUUUCCACUCCAUAGAUCUGCGCAUCUAGAUACCCUUUAAAUCUCCGUUGUAUUAUUUCUAUGAGAAUUGAUACAAGGGUAAAAUAAAGAAAGGGGUCCAGAUGAGUGAAUUAUAGAGGCUGACUCUAAUGACGGCUGCGUGGCCUAGCAUUGAUUUUUUUGCGCUGGGAACAGUGAUCGGGGAGAUUUUACUGGACGGCCGUAACAUCAUCACGCAGCACUAUUUGUUGCCAGCGGGUCGACGUGGAGGAAUCGCGGUUUGCUGCGGAAAACAUUACGAGUCGUAUGUGGGAAUGGAAUAAUUUUAAUUUUGAUAUCUCCACCAAGAAUUGACUUGAGCAAUAAUGCCUGCAUAUCUCCAAGAAUUGGAUUGGAAUCAUCUGAAAGUGAAAGAGUAGAGAAGAAAAGAAGAACGGUACUCAUCGCUCCUAUGGAGACAGACCAUUUGCUGGCCAUGGCUGGAAAGAUGCAUUUGAUUUCCAUCGUUUCUGGAAAGAGACGGAUGCAUUCGAUUCUCCCUAAAAAAUUUCAAACUCUAAAAUCAGCCUCGUGAGGUCCGCAGGGCACCUCAGUUCGGCCUCCCUCCGAAUUUCGAUAUCGAUGGGGACGUCUCUAACGUCGUCGAUUUUUCCGGUGGAACAUUUGGAGGCGCAGGAUUAAGAAUCUGGCUUUUAAUGUCUAACGCAAUAUACGAUGUAGAAUCUUCUGAGAUGACGAUUCAACAUCUUCAUGAACUGACUCGUUUCAUAUACCGAGCAAUAAAAGAUGCAGAAUCUUCUGAGAUGACGAUUCAACAUCUUCAUGAUGUUCAUCGCGUAAUUUACUUGCAUCCUUUGCUUUUCAUACAAAGCCGACCCUGAAGCAGUUCCGAUUCGGGAUGUGGCGAGGGGUAGAGACAAGUCAUGGAACGGUGCUGCGCAACCUGGGCUUCGAGCACAGAUGAAGCGCGAAGCAAGAUGUGGCGGAGACUGUAGCGCUCUGUUCUGUCCUCCGCCAGACGAUGCAGACUGCCAAAGCAACUACCGAAUUGACUGGGACAGAUUGUUAUGAUGAAGUUUCUAGUUCAGUAUCAGUAGGAUUGCAGCAGUACUAGAUCAUGAUCAUUGCCUUUGCAUACGUCUACUUCUUGUUGUUGCUAGGUACUAGCUUUUGGGAUCUCACAGCAAGCUUUUCCUUCCCAAUCAUGGAUAACAGCUAGUUUCGGAAUUUCCACUCCAGGCAGAGAAAUUUUGUGAACAGCGGAAGCUUCUUCAACGAAGACGUUUGAUAACUCAAUGUCUUCGAUGAAGACAACAGAAGAUAUCCUUCCCAUCUAUCAUCGAUCACACUUCUAAGAUCAGAACAGGACUUUGGCGGAGGUAGUGGAUCCUGUUGCCCAAGUGGUGGACCAGCUUGUUGCUCUGGCGCGGGAUCGUCUUCGUCGAUUAUGAAAUUUUGAGUUUUGCUUGCAAACUUUCACUGAACUUUUUUUCGAAUUUUUUCAGCAGAAGGUCAAGCCGGAAGCCUUCUCUCAACUUUGAGCACUUUUCUUAGACGGUUUAUGCAACUAGAAGGAGGUCAAGCUCUUUCAUAAUUGAAGAAGAUCCUGCACUAGAGCAACAAGUGGUGGACCAGCUACCUGUUGCUCUGGCGCGGGAUCGUCUUCGUCGAUUACGAAAGAUGUGUUUUUUACCAGUCACACUCUUAUUACUUUAGUGUCAUACUUCACUUUUAGACUCUAAAAUUUAGAGUUUUGCUGUGAGGAAGAAUCCUAGCUGUAGACCUCUUUGAGCACUUUUCUUAGACGGUGUAUGCAACUAGGUCUUUCAUAAUUGAAGAAGAUCCUGCUUGUUGCAAACUUUUACGGGAGGAAGGCUCGAAUUCUUUCAGCAGAAGGUCAAGCCGUAAGCCUUCUUUGAGCGAGAAUAACAGCCGCAUAGUGAAUUUGAACUAUCCUAUACGUAACGUACAGUUCUAAUAGUACACAGGCUGCGCGAGGAUAUCAGUCUCCGGCUUUUGUCCAGACUGCAUAUCUAGAACCGUUCCUGUCGCAGUUAAGGGCGAACAACACCCGGUCCUUUCUGGAGCAAGGAUUUUUUGCCCAGUGUUGUGGAGCGGGAAACAAUUUAUGAAUGUGAAGUAACUUGUUCGAGAUCCUAACCUAAUUCUACUUAUAGAAAGUAUGCUGUAUGUUUAUGGGUACAUCACUUGUGAAACUGUAGGCUUUAUGUCUAUGGGUACAUCACUCGUGAAACUGUAUGUGUAUGUAGGCGAGCAUGUGCCCGUGGGGCUCGUUGAGAAGGAUCCACAACCUAACCUAACCUACCUAGAAAGGCUUUAGGGGUACACUUGUGAAACUGUAUCGUCCCGCCGGUGGUCUAGGAGUACCACUAGGGAUGCCAAUCAAUCAAAACCUAGAAAGGCUGCUGUGCCUGCUGCUCAGAAGGUAGCCUGUACCCACGACUUAGAAAGUAAGUUCAAGUUGUACCUAGUAAGUUUUAUGUUUGAAGAAAUGAUUUGGAAUUACUUCUACUUAUCCGCGUAGAUUGGAGUACUAACAACUUGCACUUGCAUCCACACGACAGCCAAAGCUGCUCUAUUUUGCAUGCCAGCUACAGAAUUUGAUUCGUAUAUUUUGUUUGUAGCACCAUACCAUUCAUUUGCUGCCCUCCGAGGAUCACCGAUAUUAUUGGCGUCCUUCUCGCAAUUCGUGCCCGAACCAUGUUAAGGCCACUCGAUGAUAAUAGUUUUUCCCUCAACUAAAGGUUACUUGAUCAUACUAGUUUUUACCUAUUGAUUGCCACUCGAUACUAGUUUUUACUUCUUAGUUUUGAUGGUCCUGCAUGAAGUAUCCUGUUUGAUGAGUACAGUUGCUUAUAAAGUCUAUGGGAAACUCAGAUUUACCAAGGGCAAAGGAAAAUCUCAGCUGUGAGUGAACACAUCUUAGAGCUCACUGUGAUUUGUGAUCUUAGAACAAGUGAAUGGAAACAACUUUGAGUACAAAAUACCCCUUCCUUAGAAGUUGACGCUAAGACUGGCUCAGGGGGUUUCUUCGGACUUGGCAGAGGUUGUUCUUGCCUCACGUGCAGAGAAGUGAUGCCUUUGCGACGCUGGCUCAGGAUAUCUUCUUAUGCCUAGACCACAAUCAUACUGUGUCUCAAGGACCGUAGGAUAGGUCAACCAUCCGUGACGGACAAUAUUGCCUCCCUGUUUGUACAAUUUACUCUGAGACUAUGCAUCUGCCUCAUCCGAGGCUGUUUUUGCAGCAACAUGUUGUUAGCCGCUUACUUCAAGCACAAGGAGUUGGUAGUUUGAUUAUUACGUAUAUCUACUUCAUCCGCUCGAUGUGAAGGAUCCAUAACCUAACCUAACCUAUCCUAACCUAAGCCUUAUAAAGAACUUCACCAACUACAUUAUUCUAAUACUUGGUCCUCAGCGUGUGCAUCCUGAUGGAUCUAUCCAGAUGGUGAGGCCUUCGUCUUCCUCCUCGCACCUAGAAGCACCUCAGGAACGCAUUGACCGCAGAGUGGUUUUGCCUGUGGGCUUGGUUAUGAGCGAGCAUGUCGGUUAUUGGAGAUUACUACUUUUGAAGUGUAGUACAAACAUCAAGAGGGUCAGGUUCGUAGCCUAAAUAUCAGACGACCAUCGACAAAUAUGAAGUAAGUUUUCCUUGACGCGCUGACUUUUUCUAUUUACUUGCAGCGUCCAAUUAUAGUUGUAGUAGACGAGCUUAUGACACUAAUAUAAUUUCGUUCUUCCUUACUACACUUUACUAGACCGAAACUGCAGCUGUGCGAAGCUGAUCUUUUCCUACUCCUAGACCAGAAAUGCAGCUUUUGAUCUCCUCUAACCCCUCGUUCGACCGUGCAAGUGGACAAGUGGUUCCGCACCCUGAGCUAAAGGAGGGCCAAGUCGUCGGCAUCGUCGACGGACAGCACUUUGUGGAUCCAGAAGGUGUGGGAUUGCUGAGAACCCCAUUUAGGAGGUCUGAGAGCGCCAAUUAGGAGGCCAUUGUGACAACGUCAGGUAGGAGGUCAUAGUUUUAGAAACAGACUCUUCAUCAUACAUCAUAUAACUGCUGUUAAGAUAGACAUAAGACACGUCUGGACGCAAACCAUUUUCUAGUCACGCUAAGUUCCAUCAUCGAACUCUUCUGGUCGUAGAUACAAGAUCAUGAAUUGUUCGUCUAGCUGCAUCUAGAUGGCCUGGUAGCCAGACGGUGAAAAGAAACUUUCCGGAAACUAACCACAAAGGAAAUUUACACAAUAUCAGUGACGACUCAUAUCCGGGCUUUUUAUUGAGCGGUCUAAUGGAAUAGAUGAUUGGACGUUCUAAGAAAAUCAUUUCUCUGUGGAAAUAGAUGAGUGCGAAUUUAGCUCAUAUUGGUUUGACUACUCAUAUCGUUUUUUCGAAAGUUGUUGCAGUUGGACCACUCAUAUAUUCAUCCGAGAAUACUUGAUAUUGCAAUUUUGUCUUCAACAAAUUGAUAAAUGGCUGGUGUUAGCUAGCUGGUCUUUCACGUAUUUGAGUAAAUUCUGCCUGCGAAAGAAAAACAAAUAGAAAUGAGCAUGUCUUCUAUAAUUCACAUGAAAGGAGAUAGAACAAUAGCACAUGUGCAUAUUAUCCUUGUUAUGGCUCCUAGUCAAAAACCUAUCGCCUGUUAAAACACAUGGUACUUUCAUAGCUAGCUGCUUGGAAAUUACACAGAUGUUCUUAUCAUGUAGGAAGAAGAGUCAGAUUUACGAAAAGCAUUGAGGUGAUGUAUCUAGCAUGUCGUUGUAUCACCACGGCGACAGUGACAUUGUAAGCAUUGACUAGAUUAUACCUACAUGGUAGAAGACACAGAGAAGGAUCAACACCUCAAGCAGCAUUCUGGGAGACAUUGCAGGAGACGUAAAAAAAAGAACAGACACUGAAACAAGAAAGAAUUUAAUACUCGCCUGCUUCAGGAGGAGGUGUAAAUUACGAAGCUGGUGGAGGUGGUGAAGAGCA
Amoebophrya sp. A25 is the source of this 8133-nucleotide messenger RNA. NCBI's taxonomy places the organism in Eukaryota, Dinophyceae, Syndiniales, Amoebophryaceae. The record is from the annotation of a GenBank genome assembly.